UCCAUGGAAACAAUAAUCCCAACAUGCAAUGCUUGAUGUCAGAGGCUCUGCUGCAUCCCAUGCUGGGAUCUUUGUGCUCCUCCUUACUACUGGUUAUGUGUGUCAUGUUGUUGAAGUGGAACUAGGUGUAUAUUGGCUACCGCUGCUCUGUGGGAGGAGCUGGGGAUUGGCUGCAAUGCCAAACUGAUGGAUGCUGGGCCACUCUUCUAACUGCUGCUCAUUGCUGAAGGUUGUCACGCGGGGCCACGAUGUCAGAUAUCAUGGUGAAUUUGAAGUCCUUUCAGUCUGAGCAUGCGGUGGAAAAAAGUGAGCAGCCCUUGCUGUGUUUAAGAAGCCGCUGCAAGAGGAUGAUGGUGAAUGCAUGCGCCCAUGCUGUCUUCUUCUGCAAGCUGCUCCAUACCCUCAGGCAGAAAGAGAGUGGGAAGGUUUCACUGAUGGCCUCCAAGGAAUCCAUGGGUGAAGGCCUGAAGGUUGGAAUUAUUGGUGGAGGCCACAUUGGGAAGCAGCUGGCCAGGGCACUACUGGAGCUGAGUGGCAUUUCAGCUCAGAAUAUCCACAUCUCCACCAGGAGGCCAGAGACUCUGUCAGAGUUCCAGCAGCUUGGAGUCAAAUGUUUUUAUGACAAUGGCCAGCUCGUGGCCUGGGCAGACAUUGUGUUUCUUUGUUGCCUCCCAUCUCAUCUGCAGCACAUCUGCUCAGGAAUUCGUGCUGCUGUCCGGAAACCCUGCAUUGUGUACAGCCUGGUCACUGCUGUCCCGCUGCCCAGGUUGAAGCAACUCCUUUCCUACAGUGCCAUCCUGAGGCCACAGUACCAAUGCACUAGCAGAAACUUAGAGAAUGUGUGGGGGACAAAUGGGACAAUCAUAGCUGCACUCCAAGACCCUAUUGUUAUCCAGGCUACCUGUCCCUGUAGCCCCAAAGAGAAAAUUGCUGUCACUGGCAAGUGGUUGGAGGCCGUUUUCUAUGCAGCCCUGAACAGCUGUAUGUGGCGGCACCUGCCCCACCAGCGCGCACUGAAGUUACUGAAUGACGUAUGUUUCCCUGAGCACUGCCCCAUCUGUGCAGAGCAGAAGACCUCCUGCCCACGGUUUGUGUGUGGGAACUUUGUCAACCAAACAUUUGUCUCCUCCCUGACUCAAGAGGACACCUUCCCCUGGUUUGACCUGACAACUGUACAAAUGAAGGAGUCUCCCUUCAGUCAGCUCCUAGCAAGGAGUGUGCUUCUCCAGAACCAUCUUACUUUGCUGUACUGUACCUCCUUUGGAGUUUUGCUUGCAAAGAGUGGAGGGAUGGCCAGCAGUGGCCUCUGGCAGCAGAAUGUCUUCUCUUUCUGCCGCAGCAGAUCCCAGUAUGGUGCUGGAUCAUGA
Gopherus flavomarginatus (Mexican gopher tortoise) is the source of this 1367-nucleotide messenger RNA. RefSeq names its product NADP dependent oxidoreductase domain containing 1 (gene NOXRED1). The record is from RefSeq and is a predicted model, not a curated record. Gene Ontology annotation, biological process: L-proline biosynthetic process. The transcript has 6 exons. Bases 249 to 1367 code for a protein of 372 amino acids. NCBI's taxonomy places the organism in Eukaryota, Metazoa, Chordata, Testudines, Testudinidae. Gene Ontology annotation, molecular function: pyrroline-5-carboxylate reductase activity.